CAGAUGUUUUGGCAUUUUUAGCCUUAGACAUGACGGCAUAUAUCACUGGGGUCAAUGGUGACUAAAUGAGAAGGAUUAUUUGCAGAGACAGUGAACGCAACGCGUCGGUCUCCUUGGCAACUACGUGCAGGAAGUUUGCUUUGUGCCGUGAUUCGCACUAAAACAAGUCCCAGUCAUGUCCAGAGGUUGUAAACCCGAGCGUCGGUGCUUUGGAAGUGACGUCCACAGGCUGCUUGCGGCUGCUGAAGCCGGCCAGAAGGCCGAUAUUCUGGCCUACUACGCAGGUCAUCUGGGGCCCAGUGGCCUGAACCAGAAUCAGCCCCAUCAGGACAAAAAGCAGGUCAUGUGGAAGUUGUCUCGUGGCCAAGAAGAAGACGCAAACCCAGUGAAACUCCCGUCCGGGCAGACAAAGGCACAGGCCUAUGAGAGGGAGAAAGGACUGAAAGAGUCUCACACUGAGCUCACAGCUGGCACCGCUUCACUGGAGUCACAACAUCAGGAUACGGAUUACUCAUCACAUGCAAGCAGAGAUUUAAGCCUGCCUAAGAUAAUUCAUAGGUCUUCAAACUCUUUGCGUGGAAAAGGGCUGCCGGACGGACCGGCAAAAUCCAAGUUACCGCCUAUUUUAAAGCACAAAAAUCUGUUGGGCUCUGAUCACGCUCGCCACAGAGGCGUGAAUAAUGAAGACCAGCCAAAAGCAGAGCAGCGAUGCGGCAGGUCGUUCACAGCCACGCAGAACCCCUGGACCGGACGAAGCCUCGCCGAAACGCACGAGAGGAAACUGCAAGAGGCGCUGCAGAAGCUGCCGGCGCAGAGCUGGCCCCACAGAGACCGCCUUGCGGUGUUCAGUGACGUCUUUGAUGAUGUAUGUGAGACCUCGCCAGUAUUUGGACGCAUCCUGAGGGAAAUUAAGACUGAUUAUGAUUUGUACGUCAACUACAUGAUGGCCUCCAGCUCGCCUCCACACAACCCGUUGUCGCAGACCCCAUGUGACCACCUUGGCAGCGGCAGACUGAGGGAAAUGCAGCUGGAAGAGGCCGAAGCAGAGGUUUCCAGGCUGGAGGAAGAAGCCAGAGAAGCUCUAGAGGAGCAUAAACGAAUUCAAAAUGAAUUACGGAAUGUUCCAGCUGUAGCAGAGCCACAGGACAGUGAUAUGAUGAAAGCGUCUCUGUCGGAGCUGCUGGACAAGGAGGCUGUGGACACAGACGGAGUCCACACUAAGAGGCUGCAGGUGCUGAACACGUGGAGGGAGAUCCAGCAGCUGGAGGAGGAGAUCGAGGAGAAGCUGGUGUGCGACGUCACAACCGCUGCCACAGAAGAAUCCAUCAAAGUCCUACAGACGGAGAUAGUGAGACUCAUAGCCUCAAAUGAAUGUCUGAAGACAGCCAACAGGGAUCUGAAAAACAAAAUCAACGCGGUGCUGAACAGAGAGAAAUUAAACAAGACCCAAAGACGGCUGCUGUGGGAUGAAAUACUGGCGGAAUAGCUUCAUCAACAAGAAGAAAUAAUAACCCCUGGAUGAAUGUCUCACAAUAUAUGUACAUGUACAUGUAGAUCCUAACAAAACAUUGUAGCAGGAUUCUAUGUUGGUUGGAUAUUCUUUUAAUUUUCACCCUUUUAAAAAUAUUUACAUCAUUCUUUGUAAAAUCUUAACAGACAUUAUUAUUAUUAUUAUUAU
Messenger RNA from Betta splendens (Siamese fighting fish), 1678 nucleotides. RefSeq lists its product as uncharacterized. Lineage: Eukaryota; Metazoa; Chordata; Actinopteri; Anabantiformes; Osphronemidae. The record is from RefSeq and is a predicted model, not a curated record. Bases 176 to 1486 code for a protein of 436 amino acids. The transcript is spliced from 10 exons.